Messenger RNA from Podarcis raffonei (Aeolian wall lizard), 1349 nucleotides. RefSeq names its product H-2 class II histocompatibility antigen, E-S beta chain-like. Gene Ontology annotation, biological process: immunoglobulin production involved in immunoglobulin-mediated immune response; immune response; antigen processing and presentation of exogenous peptide antigen via MHC class II. Gene Ontology annotation, cellular component: MHC class II protein complex; membrane. Bases 43 to 879 code for a protein of 278 amino acids. The record is from RefSeq and is a predicted model, not a curated record. The transcript is spliced from 4 exons. Gene Ontology annotation, molecular function: MHC class II protein complex binding. Lineage: Eukaryota; Metazoa; Chordata; Lepidosauria; Squamata; Lacertidae.
AGUCCCAUUUGGGAGUCUUCGGGGGGCGAAGAAGAGAGAAGGAUGGGGGGCUCCGGCGCUGCGCCUUUGGCCUUUGGGGGGCUCCUGCUGGGGAUGCUGGUGGUCUCCGCUUCGGAGGGGCUGGGCGUGGAGGCGCCUCCAGAGCAUUUCCUGUUCCAGAAGAAGGGCGAGUGCCACUUCUCCAACGGGAAGCAGCGUGUCCACUUCCUACAAAGGGACUUCUUUGACCGGCAGGAGCUCUUCUACUUCGACAGCGACCGAGAGAAGUUCAUGGCGGUGGCUGAACUGGCGGAGUCCCAAGUCAAGAUAUGGAACCAGGACAAGGAUGCCCUGCGGGGUAUGAUGUCCAACGUGGAUGCCUGCCGGCUCAACUACGAGAUCUUCGAUCCCUUCUCCCAGGCCCGGCGUGUCCAGCCCCAGGUGAAGAUCACCCCCACAGACAACGAUGAAUCUUCACCACACAACACUCUGCUGAUUUGCACCGUGAACCGCUUCUUCCCUGCGGGGAUCGAGAUCAAGUGGUUCAGGAACGGGAAGGAGGAGCCCAAAGUGUGGACCACGGACCUCAUCCGGAACGGGGACUGGACCUUCCAUAUUGAGGACUCAUCAGUUAGACUUCGCUGCUCCAUCAGGAUCCUGGGAUGUGGAGAAGCUCUGUUCUUCCUGCCAGUUGCCCUCUGUCCAUGCUCAGAGGUGGAAACCUCCUUGGAAGGUGGAUGGAAGGAGUCACAGAUCAAGAACGACAGUGUCCACCCAUCCCCCACCUCUGUUGCUUGCGUGUCAUUUGGGGGAAGUUUCUUUUUGUGUUUCCCCUUCCGCUUGUUAUGGCAAGGUUGCAAGUUAUGGCAACCUGUUUCCUUCUUUGCACCUCUCUGCUAGAGAAUUUGUGCCUUGAAUCUCCAUGGAGGAGCCUGAGCUGUCCCUGAAAACAACCAUGAAUCUGGUCAGUCUGCCAGGACUGGUCCUUCAAGCUGUGAUGGAGAGCCUGAUCCUUGAGAUUCCUCAUGGCAGGAGGUUGGGCUAGAUGACCUUGGGGUCCCCUCCAAUUCUACGAUUCCAUACAAUGCUAAAUGGCCAAAUAUAUUUAUUGAAAGCUUCUCCCCACAGCCCUGUGACAUGGAGGAUGAGUCCCGUUUUCGGAGAGAGUCCCUGCUCCCCACCCUCACCCUGCUGACUUAAUCUCCUCAGGGAGUUUGUUAAUUUCUCUGUAAAUAUCCUGCUCUUUUGUGAUCUUAAGGAUCAGCCCUCUGACUGGGAUCCUCACCUGACCCACUUCAAGGCAGAAGCAGAUUUCACAGCCUUGAGAGUAUUUCCUCUGAGUCGCACCAGUGAAGAUUUUCUUCAGCUUC